UGCGACUGCGACGACGACGAUGAGCCGUCUUACGCUGUUAUUACCGCUGCUGCCCCUAGUUUUCGCGUUCUCAAAUACUUCCCCUCUUGUUGCUUGGUCUUCACAUCGUUCGACUGCUCUCGACCGACUUCCUCUGAAAGAACUAAAUACCCAUUCUCAUGUUUUGGAGUCAGUCAUUAGCGGGGACGACAUAUGUUUUCCUGAUGCUUUAGUCAUCGUUGAGCACCCUGGACUGCAUGCUUCAGACCUUCGAAAUCUUCCCAGAAGCUCGCAUAUCGCUCGUUCGCUCUCCUCUUCACCCUCCUCUCGCCAAUUUGCAUACCUUUCAUCUUCAUCACACGAUUUCGACUUGGCAAGUUUCGCGGAGUCCGUCUCAUACAGGUGCAACUCCAAGCUUGUAUACACCACGCCAGGUCAGGGUGUGGAGCUGAAAGGGAGCGAAAAGUCGGUAAUCAUCCUGAGUUUGCCUCUUUUGGAAUUCAAGGGAGCAUACAACAGAAAGAGUGCCAUGCUCGAAACCGACUUCCUACUUUCAUCGGUACUCUCCACCCUUCCGUUCGACAACCAUCUUAUCAUUUACACCGGCUCACAUUCACCCCAUUCCAAGCGACAAGCUGAACUCGACGACAACGGAAAUUUGAUUCCUGAUCGCCCAGUCCUUGACCUUUCACCGUCAUCAGCCUCGGUCGCGCCCAAGAAUCUCAAAGGAGGAAUUCUGCACCGCUAUCAACUCCUCACUCCAGGUCUGAUUAUCAUCUUGGCCAUCGUUCUCUUCCUCUUCCUUCCUGUCUUGUAUUUUGGUAUCUCAGCUUUGGCAAGCAUUCAGAGCCCUCUUCGGAUCGAGGUUGCUCCGAAGGGUUUCAAUGCUAGUGACAAAAAGAAUCAGUAGUUUGACUUUUUAUCGGUAGAGAUACCGUAUGGGCUGUAGUUUCUGCACAAAUAAUUCACUCCGAUAAUCCCGUUUUACA
Marasmius oreades (fairy-ring Marasmius) is the source of this 968-nucleotide messenger RNA. RefSeq lists its product as uncharacterized. The transcript has 4 exons. Gene Ontology annotation, cellular component: endoplasmic reticulum membrane. Lineage: Eukaryota; Fungi; Basidiomycota; Agaricomycetes; Agaricales; Marasmiaceae. Gene Ontology annotation, biological process: fungal-type cell wall biogenesis; (1->6)-beta-D-glucan biosynthetic process. The record is from RefSeq and is a predicted model, not a curated record. The coding region runs from base 20 to 889 and encodes 289 amino acids.